This is a messenger RNA of Dibothriocephalus latus, 387 nucleotides long. The record is from the annotation of a GenBank genome assembly. NCBI's taxonomy places the organism in Eukaryota, Metazoa, Platyhelminthes, Cestoda, Diphyllobothriidea, Diphyllobothriidae.
AUGUUUCCGUUUUCAGGACAUCUGUAUCUCCGCGGUGAAGGAACGAGAUAUCGAAGCCAAGCUGAAGGAAAUCGAGGUGAGCUCUUACUCAAGGGAGACCAGACCACUGAGAUCGUCGGUCUACUCGAGGACUCGCUCAUGGUGUUGGCAGGACUCCUCUCCAACCGGUAUAAUGCUCCUUUCAGACAGGAGAUACAGGACUGGGUGCAGAAGUUGAGCACCAGCACAGAGAUAAUUGAGAACAUCCUGCAGGUGCAGAAUCUCUGGGUCUAUCUUGAAGCCGUCUUUGUUGGAGGCGAUAUUGCAAAGCAGCUUCCCCAGGUAAGACAAUAUGUGAUCCUCCUUCUCUUCUUCUCCAAAACUUGCUCUGUAUUCUGGUGGUGCUAA